This is a messenger RNA of Neurospora crassa OR74A, 2137 nucleotides long. RefSeq names its product COP9 signalosome subunit 1 (gene csn-1). The coding region runs from base 360 to 1724 and encodes 454 amino acids. NCBI's taxonomy places the organism in Eukaryota, Fungi, Ascomycota, Sordariomycetes, Sordariales, Sordariaceae. The record is from RefSeq and is a predicted model, not a curated record. Gene Ontology annotation, cellular component: COP9 signalosome. The transcript is spliced from 5 exons.
GAAUUCCGUUCCUGUGGGAUACAUAGGAUUAUCGGCCCCACAUUGCGAACCAGCUACCCCGCCCUGUCGUGCCUGCCGGGCCAUGCCCCUGGACAUCGGUUGAACGACCCCCACCAUCCCUGCAUCCCACCUCGUUCAGCUUCCACUUGUGUUCACAUCACCAAGCCACUCCACCGCAGGCAACCUAACCUACACGGUACCCUUGUCCCUCCAUCAGCCACGACUGAGUGAUAGCUUCACGACCACUACCCUACACUGCAGCGACAGCAUAACGGCAGCAAUUAUUCACUGGAUUGUUUUGGUUGCUUAGCUUAUAUCAUAUCGACAACACGUCUAGCUUCACGGCCGAAUCUAGCAACAUGGACGACCGCAAAUUAGCCUUCUUCACGGCUAUUGAGGAUCAAGGCGGCGUCAUCGUCAAAGAGACGCCAAAAUUCGACCUUGAUCUUUACAUACAGAAUUACAAAGGACGUACACGGUUCGAACGUCUUUUUCAUAUUGGCAGGAGCUCGGUACCGCUAUGUGUCGAUGCACUCAAAGCUGCUGUACAGGAGGCCAAGGCUGGCAGCGACAUUCUCAGGUACCAAAUGGCAGUCAACUCCCUCUUCCAAGCAGCUCCCAACGAGCCCGAAGCCUUGUUGGAUAAGGCAUGGAUGGAAUCCAAGGAAAAGGAGAAUCGAGACACUACGGCUCAUCUACAAGCCGAGCUUCAAGGUUAUAAGAACAACUUGAUCAAAGAAAGCAUCAGGAUGGGCAACGAGGAUCUAGGGAAGCACUUUGAAGCCAUCGGCGAUGUCGAGGCUGCCAUGGAUAGCUUUUGGAAGAUGAGGACGGAGGUUAGCUCGACAGAACAGCUUGUCGACCUUGGGAAGCUCCUUGUCCGAGUGGCAAUUGAACGCCGCGACUGGAAAUCCAUCGGCAAUCACCUGAAGCCCCUCAAUUCGGUAAACGACUCCGACCCGAAAGCCAAAGCCCUCAAAACGUACAGCAAGAUUGCGAAUGGCAUCGCGGCGCUAGGUCAGGAACGCUACAAAGAGGCGGCGUUUUGCUUUGUCGAAGCCAGCUCCGGCGUGCCUCCCGAGAUUUACAACCAGAUUGCCAGCCCGAACGACGUUGCCAUCUACGGCGGUCUGUUGGCGCUUGCUACCAUGGAUAGGCACGAGCUGCAGGCCAACCUUUUGGACAAUGACUCUUUCCGCGAGUUUUUGCAACGAGAACCACACAUACGCCGGGCGAUCACACAAUUUGUGAACGGCAGGUAUGCGGCGUGCAUAGAGAUACUGGAGUCAUAUCGACCAGACUACCUCCUCGAUAUUUACCUGCAAAAGCACGUGCCCAAGCUGUACGCCGACAUCCGCACCAAGUCCAUCGUCCAGUACCUUAAACCCUUCUCCUGCGUCAGGCUGGACACAAUGCAGAAGGCCUUUAACGGACCGGGCCCCUCGAUCGAGGACGAGCUGUUUACCAUGAUCAAAGACGGGAAGCUGAACGCUCGGAUCGAUGCCAUCAACAAGUCUAUCACCCCAAUUUCCACAGACUCUAGACAGCAAAUGCAGUCAAAGGCACUCCAGACCUUGGAGAAUUACGAGAAACAAGCCCUUGACAGAAUCCGGCGCAUGAACAUCAUGGCUGCCGAUCUUGAAGUAAAAGGUUCUCGCAAGCCUGGAGGGAUGAACGACAUUCCGUUCAGCAUGACCACGGAUGACACUGUGAGCUUGGCCUAGGAUCCCGAUCUCAAUAAGGAGGCCGUCAGGACCUAUCUAGGGAUUCCCCUAGUAUCAGGCAGGAAUAAGGUUCGCUGGAGCCGUGAACAGUAUUCUUAGGUGGGAAAAGAUAAAAGUUGAAACGCUGCCUAAGAUCAGUCGCAAUGAUAAGUCAUGAAGCAAUGAAAACUUGGACGGUCUAGUGUUCCGGGCGGUAUCACUUGACCGGAGAUUUUUUCCUACAUUGUUAUGCUACUGGCGUUCACGAACAGAGGGAUGUAGCUUGAAAGCCUUCAUGAUUAUUCUAGGUACACACAAUCAAUGAAGAACAUUUACUCCAAGCUGAAGAUAUAAUUUCAUACCCGGGGUUUGUUUCCCGAGCUCUGAGUGUCAGACUUGGUCCAAUUAUCGUCUCUAAAAUCAAUAUGGGUAUC